AUGUUCAUCAGUCGUUUUACGCUGCAGGUUGGCCUGUCGAUUCUCACAGCAUGGCUGGUCUAUUUUAUUGCAAAGUUGGUGAGGGUGAGAAGAUCGUAUAGAAAUUUGCCAAAACCUCCACACAGCUUUCUAUGGGGCCACUUAAAGCUCAUGGGGGAAAUGACAGCCAUGUUCCCAUCAAACAUGCAUCCACACGCCCUCGUCACAACCAUGUCUCAAAAGUACGACCUCCCAGGAGCAUUCUACCUCGACCUUUGGCCUGUCACGGAACCCUGGCUUGUCAUCACAGAUCCCGACACCGCUCAGCAUACCGUGCUGAAGGUCUAUCCCAAGCAUCACGCCAAUGCCGACGUGCUGGAACCGCUUGUCGGAUCUGGCAACAUUGCUGCGGUCAAUGGGGAAGAAUGGAGGGUGCUUCAUCGUAUGGUCAGUCCAGCGUUCAAUUCGACGCAUAUCAAGAAUAUGUCGGCUAUGGUUUCAGACCAAGUAAAGGUUUUCGGGGACAAGCUGAAGAAAUUUGCGGAGACUGGGGAGGUGUUUUCGUUGGAGAAGCAGCUAUCACAACUACUGUUCGAUACUACCGGAAUGACGGUGUAUAACAUCCUCUUCCACGCACAGACGAUCGAGAGCGCGUGGUUGAAAGACAUGAAGGGUAUCCAGGAGAACUGGGUCAUCCAGCGGGAAUCCUGGAACCCAAUCACGAAAGCCGUCCACAUCCUGAAGCGCAAAGCAGCCAGCUGGCGCGAUAACCGCUACGUCAAGCAAAAGAUCAUCGAGAGAGUCGCUGAAAUCAAACGAGACAACGUCGAGCUGAAAUCACGAAGAGGCCUCAGCAUCCUCGACCUCCUCCUCUUCGACCGCUUAGAGGAGUUCAAGAACUCGAACAAAAGCACGGCAGAGAUCCUAGACAAGAAGUUCAUGAACAUGAUGCUCGUCAACCUGAAAGCAAUCCUCAUGGGCGGCCAGGGUACCACAACCGACACCCUCUGCUACAUAUUCAUGCUGCUCUCCCUCCAUCCCGUCGCCCUCGCACGUCUGCGCGCUGAGCACGACGCCGUCUUCUCUCCCUCCACCAUCACCACGCACGACAUGAUCCGCGACACCCCGUACAGGCUCAACGACCUCCCCUACACCACCGGUGUAAUCAAGGAAACACUCCGCCUAUAUCCCGUCGGCUUCGUCGUCCGCUCUGGGGAUCGUACGGGGCACCUUCCUUACAACGGCGCCCAGCUCCCAACCGCCGCCCACAUGAUCUGCCUGGCGCACCCGACGAUGCACCUCAACCCCUCCAUCUUCCCGUCGCCGAAGGAGUUCCGCCCAGAGCGGUUUUUGGACGGCGCUGAGGUGGAGAUACCACGCAAUGCGUAUCGGCCGUUUGAGCUCGGUCCCAGGGGGUGUUUAGGAAAGGAACUCGCGAUGGACGAGAUGAGGAUUGUGCUGCUAUUGACUGCGCGGGAAUUUGACUUUGAGUGUGCAAACGUUGUGCCGAAUGAGAAGCCGCGGUGUGAAUGGACGGAUUUGGAUACCGUAGUAGGCGAUGUCGCGUUUCAAGAGUUGGGGUUUGAGGCGAAGCCGAGGGGUGGGAUGAUGAUGAAGGUAUCUAAGAGGGUUGUUUGAGUAAUUCAGGCGGCUAGUGUGUGUAUAUAUGGGUGGUAUGCGAUGCUCGAGCGGGUGCAGCAGACGUGGGCAAUUGGUCAACAAGCAACCGCUGCACCUACUGACGAAAAGUUCGAAUGGACCGUGGUUGGAGAUUCUUUGAUGGGAAGUUUCUUUUGUUUUCUGCCUUCAUUAUUUUUGUCUCGUGUACGAGGGGUUUGUUUUCAUUAUGUUGCGCUGUGUGAUACUGUCGUCGAUGUUCUUGGACUAGUCGAUCUUUCGUUAGCGCUUUCACGUUCUUUCAAAGGCAUUCUUUUAAAUUCAAAUCAUUACUGAAUUCAGCAGAGGCGGUAACGACUUUCCUUGAGCCUAAUUCUAUUUCAAACCAUUACCAAAUUCAGCAGAAGAAGCAACAACGUGAUUCGAUCUUGAUCCUUUUUCAGAUCUUUACCAAUCAUCAAGCAACCAUC
This is a messenger RNA of Mytilinidion resinicola, 2066 nucleotides long. Its product is annotated as cytochrome P450 3A30. Bases 1 to 1617 code for a protein of 538 amino acids. Lineage: Eukaryota; Fungi; Ascomycota; Dothideomycetes; Mytilinidiales; Mytilinidiaceae. Gene Ontology annotation, molecular function: oxidoreductase activity, acting on paired donors, with incorporation or reduction of molecular oxygen; iron ion binding; heme binding. The transcript is spliced from 2 exons. The record is from RefSeq and is a predicted model, not a curated record.